AGCCCUAUCAAAUAAAACAUUUAUCAAAUGUUCUGCUAGUUAGUAUGAGUACAUAAAAAUAUGUAUCCAGAAAGAAAUGUAUCACUUUGCGUCGAAAAUGGUUUAAAGACUUUAAAGUAUUAUUAUAUUUAUUAUAAUUAUAACACUACAAUUAUUAUUAGACAUGUUGUCCUACAUGUUUUGUCUUGCGUUGUUGGUUGCCCCCUGCCUGGAUUGGUACAGCUCAGGAGGAGGAGUUUGGUUACGUCCUCAGUCUUGGAGAGACUCUCCAGGCCAGUGGAUCCCAGCUCGUCGGUCCGCACCGCACACACACACACACACACACACACACUGCACUCUGCCCGAGAAGGAGGCUGAGACGAUGCCUCUGGAGAAAUAACCGCAAUGGAAAACAAACGAAUCCUUUCAUAAUGACCUGCUCCAUCUCACCAAACAUGGCUCCUUAUGCUGUUUCGAGGAGGAGGUGAGAGCGGCAACGGUGGAAGCUCAAGAUUGAAGCGCUUUUCUUGGAGGUGGAGGAAGGGGGGUGCCCGCGACGCUGUCUUGUCUUGUAAGAGGAUAAAGAGGGGGGAAAGGGAAAUCAAGCUAUUUUUAAGCUGGACUAUCCUCCCGGUGACACCAUGACCAGCGGGCCGGAUGAGAGCUCGGUACGCGUCGCUCUGAGGAUCCGUCCUCAGCUGGCCAAAGAGAAGAUCGAGGGCUGUCACAUCUGCACCUAUGUGAUGCCCGGGGAGCCACAGGUGUUCUUGGGUAAGGACAAGGCCUUCACCUACGACCAUGUCUUUGACAUGGACAGCCAGCAAGAAGCCAUCUACACCCACUGCACUGAGAAACUCAUUGAAGGCUGCUUUGAGGGCUACAACGCCACUAUCUUUGCAUAUGGACAGACGGGUUCGGGGAAGACCUACACCAUGGGAACCGGCUUUGACGUCAACAUCGAAGAGGACGAGCUGGGUAUCAUUCCCCGGGCCGUCAACCACCUGUUCCGAGGGAUCGAGAAGCGCAGACAGGCUGCCACCGAGCAGGGCCGGCCUGUUCCUGAGUUCAAGAUCAACGCACAGUUCCUGGAGUUGUACAACGAGGAUGUGCUGGACUUGUUCGACUCAACGCGAGACAUAGAGGCCAGGAAGCAGAGGUCCAAUGUCAAAAUCCACGAGGACGCCAACGGAGGCAUCUACACCGUGGGGGUCACCACUCGCACAGUCACCUCUGCAGCGGAGAUGAUGCAGUGUCUGAAACUGGGCGCCCUGUGUCGUACCACCGCCAGCACUCAGAUGAAUGCUCAGAGUUCACGCUCUCACGCCAUCUUCACCAUCCACCUGUGCCAAGUGCGAGUCUGCUCUCCCGAUAACGAUGAUAAUACAACAGACAACCGUCUAGCAAACGAGUCCGAGAUUAAUGAGUUUGAGACGCUGACAGCCAAGUUCCACUUUGUGGACCUGGCUGGUUCUGAGAGACUGAAGAGAACUGGUGCUACAGGGGACAGAGCUAAAGAGGGCAUCUCCAUCAACUGUGGACUGCUAGCUCUGGGAAACGUCAUCAGUGCUCUGGGAGACAGGAGUAAGCGAUCCACUCACGUGCCUUACAGAGACUCCAAACUGACCCGGCUGUUACAAGACUCACUAGGCGGUAACAGUCAGACAGUGAUGAUCGCGUGUAUCAGCCCGUCGGACCGGGACUUCAUGGAGACCUUGAACACUUUGAAGUACGCCAACAGGGCCCGAAACAUUAAGAACAAGGUGGUGGUGAACCAGGACAGAGCCAGCCAGCAGAUCAGCGCCCUGAGGACGGAGAUAGCACGACUGCAGAUGGAGUUGAUGGAGUACAAGACGGGGAAGCGCAUGGUGGGUGAAGAUGGAAUGGAGGGCAUGAACGACUUGGUCCACGAGAACUCCAUGCUGCAGACGGAGAACAACAACCUGAGGGUGAGAGUGAAGGCCAUGCAGGAGACCGUUGACGCCCAGAGAGCCAGACUCACACAGAUCCUCAGUGACCAGGCCAACCAGGCCCUGGCUAAAGCAGGUGAAGGCAGUGAAGAAAUCGGGAACAUGAUUCAUAACUACAUCAAAGAAAUUGAAGAGCUCAGAGCUAAACUUCUUGAAAGUGAGGCUGUGAGCGAGAAUCUCAGGAAGACUUUGUCUCGGGCCUCCACGCGCUCCUCGCUGUACGGCGGCCCCAGCUCCUUCUCCCCCGCCCUCCUCGCCCCCGAUAAAGAGGCCAGUGACGUCAUCGAGAUGGCCAAGAAAGACCUGGAGAAGCUCAAGAAGAAGGAGAAGAAGAAGAAGAGGAGACUAAGGCGAUAUGAAGAGAAUCACCAUCAGGAGGUUGAACAUGCCAGCGUUGUCAAAGAGGAAAUGCCAGACAACGAGCAGGAGCGAGGCACAGAGGAGGCAGAGGUGGAGGGCAGCGACCACGAAGACGGCGAGGAUGCAGAUGGUGAGGAGGAGGACUUUGACGUGGCGGGAGAUGAGACAUCUGAUGGGUCUGACUCUGAAGAACUGGAGGAGAAAGAAAACGUCCAGGCCGACCUGGCCAACAUCACCUGUGAGAUCGCCAUCAAGCAGAAGCUGAUAGACGAGCUGGAGAACAGCCAGCGGCGCUUGCACACUCUCAAACAGCAGUACGAGCAGAAGCUGAUGAUGCUGCAGAACAAGAUCAAAGACACACAGCUGGAGAGGGACAAGGUGCUGCAUAAUAUGGGUUCAAUGGAGUCGGGUACGGAUGAGAAAGCCAAGAAGGUCAAGGCGGAGUAUGAGAGGAAGCUGAGCUCCAUGAACAAAGAGCUGCAGAAGCUCCAGUCCGCUCAGAAGGAGCACGCCCGCCUGCUGAAGAACCAGUCACAGUACGAGAAGCAGCUCAAGAAACUCCAGCAGGACGUGACCGAGAUGAAGAAGACCAAGGUGGCGCUGAUGCGUCAGAUGAAGGAGCAGCAGGAGAGAAACCGAGCCACAGAGUGCAGGAGGAACAGGGAGAUCGCCUCUCUGAAGAAAGACCAGCGCAGAGCGGAGCAUCAACUGAAGCAGAUGGAGGCCCAGAAAAGACAACAGGAACUGAUUCUUCGCAGGAAGAAUGAAGAGGUGACAGCUCUUAGGCGGCAGGUGAGGCCGGUGUCUGGGAAGGCGAGCAGGAAAGUGAGCUUACCUGAGCCUCCCCAGGAGCCGUCACAUAGAGCCACCCCAGGGAGGGUGCAUGCCUCUGGAGCAUCCCCAUCCAAUGGAGCCAGGAGUUCCCCGGUGCGGAUGGGACGCACAUACCUCAGCAGGACGGCCAGGGCCAAAUGGCAGUCACUGGAGAGACGUGUCACUGACAUCAUCAUGCAGAGGAUGACCAUCUCUAACAUGGAGACAGAUAUGAACAGACUGCUGAAGCAACGGGAGGAGCUGACCAAGCGGAGGGAGCGAGUGUCCAGAAAGAGAGAAAAGACGGCGGUGGAGGGCGCAGAUGCCGACCGCUCCCUGGCCUCCAUGAACGAGGAGCUAGAGUCUUUGAGCGCCAACAUCGACUAUAUCAACGACAGCAUUGCCGACUGCCAGGCCAACAUCAUGCAGAUGGAGGAGGCCAAGGAGGAAGGAGACACAGUAGAUGUUAACGCGGUGAUCAGCUCCUGUAAUUUAUCCGAAGCCCGCUUCCUUCUGGACCAUUUCAUGACUAUGGCCAUCAAUAAGGGUCUGCAGGCGUCUCAGAAGGAUUCCCAGCUGAAGGUGAUGGAGGGCAGGUUGAAGCAGACAGAGAUCAACAGCGCCACCCAGAACCAGCUGCUGUUCCACAUGCUGAAGGAGAAAGCGGAGAUCAACCCAGAGCUGGAUGCUCUGCUGGGCAGCGCCCUGCAAGAGAACGGAGACGACAGCAGUAGUGACGAGUCCACCCCCAGUCCCGCCACAGAGGGCAGCACAUUGGCAUCAGAUCUACUGAAGUUAUGCGGUGAAUCCAGGCCGAGAGGCAAGGCUCGCAGGCGGACCACCACCCAGAUGGAGCUGCUGUAUGCCAGCAGUGGGGAGCUGUCCUGUGAAUCCCCCACCGGAGACUUCUCAGCCCCUCUGCUGCCGCUCUCAGAGUGCCUGGAAGGGCCGGCAGACAUGCAGGGUCACGCGCUUGGUCAAACCCCUGACCGCGAGCAAACUGUUUCCCCGUCUGCACUGUCUGCCAGGCCAGCUGGCAUUUCUGGAUCCAGGUCGCCAACAGGGACUGAGAGGAGGCACCUGGAGCGCUCGCCCCUCAGCCGCAGGAAAACGCAAGAGAAAGGAGCCACGGCCACGCACAUCCCAGCACCCACACACACACCUCCGCUCUGCACAGCAGAGGUGAAAAGUAAAGGCACUGACUACAAACCACUAUUGGAGGAGUCACCUGUAUUUGAAGGCCAUAGAGGUGUGAUCAACCCAGUGACGGCCCCUAAGAACAGCCGUGGGGCCAAACUCCAGUGUGUCUACGUAGCAGAGGGCCACACCAAACCUGUUCUCUGCGUAGACGCCACAGAUGAUCUGCUCUUCACAGGAUCCAAAGACCGUACAUGUAAAGUCUGGAACUUGGUGACGGGUCAGGAGAUCAUGUCUCUAGCAGAUCAUCCCAGCAGCGUCGUCUCAGUCAGGUACACUUCCAGUCUCGUCUUCACUGUUUCCACUGCUUACAUCAAAGUCUGGGACAUACGAGACUCUGCCAAAUGCAUCCGCACACUCACGUCAUCAGGCCAGGUGGGUUCAGGGGACAUCUGCUCCUCUGUCAGGAGUUUAUCCAUCCCACCAGGAGAGAGUCAGAUCAACCAGAUUGCUCUCAACCCUUCCGGCUCCUUCCUUUAUGCUGCUGCUGGCAAUGCUGUGCGCAUGUGGGACCUCCGCAAGUUUGUGUCCACAGGCAAGCUGACUGGACAUUUGGGACCGGUCAUGUGUCUGACUGUUGACAAAUUAGGUAAUGGACAGGAUGUUGUCCUCACUGGCUCCAAAGACCACCAUGUUAAGAUGUUUGAGGUGGCAGAAGGUGCUCAAGGUAGCAUUAGCUCCUGCCAUACGUUUGAUCCCACUCAUCAGGACAGUGUGGAGUCUCUGGCCGUGCAGGGAGAUGUUUUCUACAGUGGCUCCAGAGACUACUACAUCAAGAAGUGGGACUUGGCCAGUAAACAACUACUACAGCAGUCUGUCAGCGCCCAGGCAGACUGGGUUAGCGCUCUGGGCGUGGUGCCAGGCUCCCCGGUGCUGCUCAGCGGAUGCAGAGGAGGGCUGCUGCGCCUCUGGCACGCCGACUCACUUGCGCCUCUCGGCGAGGUCCGGGGACACGACAGUCCCAUCAACGGCCUGGCCACCAACAGCAGCCAACUGUUCACUGCCUCAGAUGACCGCACAGUGAAGAUUUGGGAAGCCAAAGGAUCUCUGGAGGAUGGAGUCCACUGACACUUAAUUCCUCAUAGUCCCAGACUACUGUCUACUGGCUUCUGCCCAAUCAAAAUUAAUCAUUUGUGAAGCAACUACACCACCUAUUACGUGAUGAAGCAUUGGAUGGGAGCCCAAAGUGGGUCUGGGGCCUGAAAGUGUGUGGUCCCAGCCUGAAAAUGAUCUUUUAAACAACACUGAUCCUUCACUGAAGCUCCACAGGGAUCAGUUUCAGGGAAGUCUAAUUAGAUGCGACGGCUCUCACUCUUUCAAGCUGAGUGUAUUUACAGAUUUUUAUUUUUUAGGUCAAGACUGAUCACAACGGAGCCUCUAAAGUCUCCAAGAGUCUCUCAAGAGCUCCAAGGACUAUACAACAGCUGCGAUGGACGUUGCUUUCAUAACUGUGACAGAAUAAAGUAAAAAUAUGGAGUUACGGAGCUUUGUCAGUCAAUCCAGGAGUCUCUCCUGUUCUUAACAUUCCUCUCCUCAGUCCAGCACUAGACAACAUGAAUACCUUCUAUGCAUAUUUUAGAUUUUGCCAGAGUUGCUGAGAACAAAAAACAAAACAGGUUUUGGUUAAAUGCUUUGCUUCUGUGCACCAUAUUGUUGUCCAUCAAAACUAAGAUUGCUGUGUACGGAAACAUGACAUGGAGAUCUUCUGCUCACCAGCAGUAACUGUGAGUCUGUCCUGUGUGUUCACAUGAUGUGUUGUGUGUUCCUGUCAUUGCUUUCCAGGUCAUUUCGGAUAUGUGUUCUCUGUAACCAAGGACCAAAUAACUACUGAAACUGUGUAUGGUCUUAUUCUUGAGUUGUUACUGCCAAACCCUCUAGUGGAACAUCAGUGGCCUCUAAAUAAAGCAUACUGCUCUCCUUUGACAGGGUUCUUUAAAGUGUUCCACUUCAAAUUUCUGUAUUUUUUCAAGUGUUUCAGUCUGUGUCAAGUCAGUAUUCAUUAAAUCAACUGUUAAUCUGAUAUGAUGUCUCUAUAAAACUGUUAUUAAGGCUGAACAACAAAAUUCCAACAUACAGCCUAACAAAAGCAGAGAGCAGUAACUACAGAAACAGUAAAGUUGGGGUAAAUGAGCUUGAAGUUUCAAGGCUACUUAGUUAACCAGAGGAACAGAUUGAUUUUUAAAAAACAGCACAUGAAGAAACAUGUUUUCUUUAGCUUUCUUGUCUGAUAGCACUGACUGAAUUCAAAUGAAUUCAUCUAUGAUUUAAUACAUUUAAAUAUAUGAUCUAAAGGUAGCUUGACCACAUCAAAUUAUGUAAAUUCCUUUAGUUUCUGAGGCUGAGACAGCAGUUACUGCUACUCUGCUAAGCUAGGCUAGUUUGCUUUUAGCAGGACUAGUUUAACUGGUGUUACGUUUAUGAUCAGAUUUAGCUACUGCUACUGAGAUGUUGGAAGGUAAAACAAAGGUGAUUUUAAAUGCUGGAACUGGGUAGGGGAAAAUGAAUAAAUUAGCUUUCACCAGCUGGCCUUAGUCCGCAGUUUGGUGUUACCUGUUGUUGUACCAAAUUUAAUAUAUUUUGUACAUUCUAUGCUAUAGUGACUUUAUAGAUGGUAACAGAUCUCACAGAUUGUGUUCUUAACUCAGUUAUGACCAAUAUAGUUACUGCCUAUUGGCUCUGCAGUGCAGCAUAGAGUUAGCCCACCUUUAAUCUUUACUUUUAUCUGUAAUUUAUUGUUAAACCCAGGUCGAAUACAUUACAUCCAGAUUAAAAUUGAAAACAAUAUAGUAAGUUUUUCUCAAACUUUCACAACAGCUUCCAUAGUCCAGUCAGUAAUGUGUUGUAAGUGGUCACAAAUGGCAGCUGGGUUUCUGGUUUCAGUAUUCUCAAGUUGAUACCCAGUGGUUUUCUUUAAGGAUUUGUAGCCUUAAGUGGUGUUUUCGUUUCCUGCUGAAUGGUUUUACUUUCCUGUCAGCAUGCUCCUCUCUGGCUUCUCUGACCUGCAUCUCUUGUGGUCUCCAGAAAACAUUUCCUCACUUCCAGGAUUUCAUCAUUCAGCUGAAAAGUUACCCACUGAGUAUUUAACCUUCCGAAGCUGUGCCACACUGAAGUAUGGCUUUGGCAGCAAGUGCUUUUCAGAAACUUUUGCCAGUACCAUAUUGUAUGUACUUCAACCAUUUGAGGAGAAGAUACUUUAAUGAGUUAUUGUUUCUAAUUUGAAUAAUGCAAAUGUUAAUCAUUCAUGUUCAUGGAAUCGAGCACCUUGUAAUUCCUAGGUCAUACAAUGGAUGUGACGUGUAUUUUGUGAGAACAUCUAUUUCCUAAAAGAUGUGGGGGUUUAUUCAAUCCAAAUGAUGUGAUAUGUUUUCUUUCCGUUCUCCAUUGUUUGCCCGUGCUGUCUUAGUCUCUCAGUCUUUUAUAUUUGAGUUUAGAUGCUACUAUUUAUUUAUUUUGUCAUUGAUUUUUGACUUUGUUGUUGUGUCUUCCUUAUCAAGCAGAGAUUUUGAACAAAUUUCCAUCUAAUGCCUCUGACACCUUAGCAUCAUAGACAAUGGACUGAACAGAAUAUAUGGGAUGGAAUUUUCCAUAAUCAGAUGUAUUAUCAGUGCCUGUAAUUAACUAUAAACUAAACUGUGGGUAGUAACUAUAAAUGCGCACUUUUCCUUAUUAACAAGGUCAGAUUACCAAUUAAUCAUGAUCAACUGUAUCAUGAGUAUACAUUUAAGUUACUGGAAAAAGACUUGCUCUGUUUUGGAUAUUGGAGGUAAACACUGUUGGCAAUGCUGGAGUCGAUAAAAUAAUUGCACUGAAAUAUCAACAUUUUUGCAAUUUGAACUCACUUUUCCCCUAGUGUCUUACAACAUAGUUUAAUGCACAGAACUGAAUUAAAUAAAAUUUCUAAAUAAAUAUUCCCAAAAUGAGACAAUGUCAGCUGUAAGUAUUCCUAAUAAAUUAGAUAGGCUGCUUAAAAAUCGUAGUUCUAUCUUGUUUUUGAAACUUGACUGUAAAUCUGAUCUUGUGUAAAUACGAGUGUUGUUUUUCUUCCUGCUGAUUCUCUUGUGCACAAUUUCAAGUGAUUAAAAUAUCAGAUGCAGUGUGAAAAUUAAUUUUGAAAUAAAAAGUGUUUUUGCAGA
Micropterus salmoides (largemouth bass) is the source of this 8449-nucleotide messenger RNA. Its product is annotated as kinesin-like protein KIF21A. The record is from RefSeq and is a predicted model, not a curated record. The transcript has 36 exons. Gene Ontology annotation, biological process: mitotic spindle organization; microtubule-based movement. The coding region runs from base 621 to 5384 and encodes 1587 amino acids. Lineage: Eukaryota; Metazoa; Chordata; Actinopteri; Centrarchiformes; Centrarchidae. Gene Ontology annotation, molecular function: ATP binding; microtubule motor activity; microtubule binding.